[Torrubiella] hemipterigena is the source of this 3082-nucleotide messenger RNA. Lineage: Eukaryota; Fungi; Ascomycota; Sordariomycetes; Hypocreales; Clavicipitaceae. The record is from the annotation of a GenBank genome assembly.
CGUCUCGAUCUUCCGGAGGGCCCAGUUACAGCGAGCAGCCAGCCUAGAGCACUUGAUUUGCAAUAGGCUAGGUGUGUAACUAGACGCUUCCAUGGACUGCUGGCCAAUGACGUCGGCUAAAGUGGGGCCCUUGCGUAAACAUCCUCUGGGUUGAUUAUCGACACGCCCACCACUUGGCCCGCUCAUCCCGGCCUACUUAAGCGUUUGAGUCCCUCGAUUUUCGCCACCAUCCAACGUUCCUAGAUUCAACCUUAACACUCGACUAUGAUAGCUGCUCAUCGAUAUAUUUCAGUAGACGAUCAGCAAAACAUCAACUCUCCUCACUACAUCAACAUCAACAACAGAACAAACAACAACACUACUACCGCUACUAGUACAGCAACUCUUACACAGUCGUCACCAAGCCAUACCACCACCACGCUCGACACGCUGGAGCCGACACUAGACUUGCAAAUCGACCAGUGGGCUGCCUCACAACCAGACUUGGGAAACUGGGACUUCCUUGACGCCGAAUCCAGAGACUUGGACGACGCAGCCAUGCAGUCGGACGCUGGUGGCAUCUUCACCCAGUUUGCUCCAGGCCGCUCCCACCAGCGCGAGUCUUCGCUCUCCUCCAUGGGUUCCAUCGGCCCUGCUUCGCCAUACGCACAAAACUCCUCGAACCCACACAUCGCCAUCACCGACGUCCCCAUCGACGGCCUCCACGACGUACAGGUCGCCGACAUGACGGCAAACCAGGGCGCUGCCUUUUACUAUCCCGGUGCCAAGGCCGCGGCCGCCUUUGAUGCCUUCCACGACCUUGAAGGCGUCCAGGACUUUAGCUUUGCCGCUCCGACAACUAUCAACGGCAAGGCCAGAUUUGAUCGCAGCCUUUUACCAGCACCUGAGAUGGGCCACCGCCAAAAACGCUCCCAUCCAGCUUCAGCAGCCAGCUCCGCCGCCGGUGACUCACCCAUGACACCGAUGCCUGGUGAAGGUGAACAGGCAGGCAAGCGAAGAAGAGCUGCCUACGGAAACGUUCCCAAGUUGGAACGGUCAAUCACCGACGUGUACGGCGAUGAGCUCUACAGCCCCAACUUCACCAUUAUUUCUUCAUCGCCAACCAUGUCUCAUACAGCCACGUCGCCCAGCAGCCAAAUUUUUAACCAGUGCAUCAGCGCUGCUGCCAACCAGCAUCUGAGCACGGGACAAUCGCCAUCAUCUUCAACGUCUCGCCUGUCACCCUACCAAGCCAUGUCUCCAUUUGCGGCACCAACACAGCUGGGGUCUACUCAGCAGGCCAACAUGCUUAGGCAGCAACAGCAACAGCAGCAGUCAAACUUUUCUCUGCAGGGCUCCGCUGACAACAUGGAUACUCCAAAGACGAUAUCGCCCAAGGAUGCCUUGCUUGACUUUAACGAUGACGGCAACAACUUUCCACUCUUCUCUCAGCCAUCAUCAGCAUCGUUUGACUUUGGCCAGCUUGGAAACUUGAUGAUGCCUGCCAGACUGGAUGACUUUACCAACUCUCAAGUCUCCUAUGACAACCGCAUCCCUCAGCAGUAUCCCUUUGUUCCACGCCCUACAGACGAGCAGCGCCAUCCCAUCUCACUUCCUUUGGCGCCAGCACCCGCUCCUGUUACCGCACCACGCAAGUCUGUAGCGUCAGAGGCUUCUAUUACAAAGCCAGCCAACGUUGCUGCCGAUGGAGGCACAUACACAUGCACAUAUCACGGAUGCACGCUCCGUUUUGAGAGCCCUGCACUGCUUCAGAAGCACAAGCGUGAGGGCCAUCGCCAGCAACAGAACGGGCAUGGUUCCAGCGUCCAGGAAAACAGCAACGUACCCGGCGCUCUCAACACUCAGGCUGGGCCUCAUCGCUGCGACCGCAUCAACCCCAGCACCGGCAAGCCGUGUCAGUCCAUCUUCUCGAGACCUUACGAUCUCACCCGCCAUGAAGAUACGAUUCACAACGCACGCAAGAUGAAGGUCCGCUGCGACCUGUGCACCGAGGAAAAGUCCUUCAGCCGUGCCGACGCUCUCACCAGACACUACCGUGUCUGCCACCCUGAGGUCGACCUUCCCGGCAAGCAGCGUCGACGAGCUGUCUAAGCCGCUGACUCUGGUGGCUUCUCGAAAAUCCAGGGUCCUCCCCCCAGCACCCGUUGGGCGUGGGGCUACGAAGAACUGUCUGUCUUUGACGACUUGGGAUGCGAGGGGGGGACUGGUUUGUUGGCCAUCGGACCAAUGGAUGGCCGACAAGUGGGUCCGCAUUUGCUGCAGGGUCCAGAGAAAGAUAUGCCGGUGACGUCACUGGCAAGGUCUAUGACCCACCCUCCCUCGCCCAACUGACAUCACUCACACGCUCACUACGCAGCAUCGCCUGGGCGGCCUGCCGUUUUGGCAGUGUCGUACCCUGCCGUGGGAGAUGAACCUUGAUUGGGCGCUGCGGAUGUGUGGCUUGUUGCUUCUUGAAACAAGAGCCGGAAUCCAUGGUGUUACCGUUGCGGCAAUUAUCUUGGCUGGUCCGCGUCUCAUGCAACUCACUGCCACCUCAAUAUGAGGUAUGAGGUAGAGGGACGCAAUGGGCUCUUCCGCGGAUCGUUUGGACCAGAGAGAGAGCACUGAUGGCUGCCGCACUUUGGACUGCAUCAGUAGCACCGCUUGGCACCACCACUACCACCACCAAACCCCGCUCAAACCGAUUACUUGCCCUUGCGUCAUUGGCUGCGUCGUACUUUUUGCAACGUCAAAGAUUCUUUCCUCUCUAUGCUCCUUGAGUCGGCUGCAUGGCAUGGCGUGCCUGCCAGCUUGUUUCUAUUUUCUCUCUCACGUUGAACCGCUUGCUUGUCUUUUAAUGGCUUGACAUCCACCUUUCACACCCCCCCCUCUUCCCCUCGAAAUAUUAUACGCAGCGUCCUUGUUUCUUUUUUGGAGCGCCGAUCGCUCUUUUUCGGAUCGGCAGUAAUGAUAUAGCGAUUUGGUACCUUUUCCUAGUCUUGUCUUUUUCUUCUUGGUAUUUUAUGCAUGGCGUUACACGGGGUUGCAUAACGCGCAAGACGCGUACAGGUAUUGAGGCUGGGCUUUAUAGACAAAACAACGA